AUGAGGAGAAACAGGAGGCGGGUGACGGCACGAGUAAAUUGGGGUGGGGAGGAGAAUGGAACGAACGGAAAAGAGACAAUACAAAUUUUCUGUGUGAGCAAGAAGCUACGUCAGUGUUACCCGCCUGUCGAACCCAAGCCACCAUCAUCGUUGGGCUUGGGCUCCAUUUAUUGUUGUUCGUCAUCAGUACACCGCAGUCCUACGCGUCUGGCGGCUAACCUCACCCUUUCUGUCUGCUCCAAUGGCGGUGGUCUGCCAAACUUCCCUCGAACGACGUCAACGGCCAUUCGACUCCUCAGGUACCCGGCAACCUCGUCGUUCACAAAUCUCGACUUCCUGCCGUUGCCGUUACAGUUGCGCAGGGUAACACCACUAACACCACCACUGCCGCUGUGCUUCCACAAGCCAUUCUUAUCAUAUUUGAUCAACUCUCUUAUCACUCUUCUAUACAUUUAUUUCGUCGUGUUGUUGCUGUGCUUCUUUUUCUUCUUGCUCUCGCGAUUUCUCGGUCUCUUUUCAUAUCCCGAAUAA
Molecule: messenger RNA, 531 nt
Organism: Kazachstania africana CBS 2517
Lineage: Eukaryota; Fungi; Ascomycota; Saccharomycetes; Saccharomycetales; Saccharomycetaceae
Exons: 1
Coding region: 1-531 (176 amino acids)
Source: RefSeq, a predicted model, not a curated record